AUGUCGGAAGCGUACGCAGGCAAGUCUGAUCAGCAGAUCAUCAACGAGCAGUUCCAGGAUUUGGACAGCAAGUCGGACAACCGUCUGAAGGACUCGUUCAAUCCCAAGACGACCGUGACCUCGGAGGAGUCCGGUGUCAAUGAGUCGGGUCUGGAAAAGUUCCCUGGCGCCUCGGUCAGUGUCGGUCGCACCGGACAGACGGGCGGCGGUACCAACCCGCAGAACAUCCCUCCCGAGGAAGGUGGCGACGGUCGCAGCCAGCGCACGGGCGAGUCGAGCAUUCGCUUCGAGGGCACGGGCGGUCCGGAAGACAAGAAGUUCGAGGCGCUGCGAGACAACCCUGGUGGAUUCGAUGCCAAGCCUCGUGGCAUCGACGAGAUGCGACAGGCCCAGCUUAACGAGCCUGUCCCUAGGACCGAGCCGCAGAGGCUCGAGGCUGACCAGGAGGCCACGGCCCGCAGCCACGUGAUCAACUCGUGA
Molecule: messenger RNA, 480 nt
Organism: Moesziomyces antarcticus
Lineage: Eukaryota; Fungi; Basidiomycota; Ustilaginomycetes; Ustilaginales; Ustilaginaceae
Exons: 2
Coding region: 1-480 (159 amino acids)
Source: RefSeq, a predicted model, not a curated record